Suillus fuscotomentosus is the source of this 1050-nucleotide messenger RNA. RefSeq lists its product as uncharacterized. The record is from RefSeq and is a predicted model, not a curated record. The transcript has a single exon. Lineage: Eukaryota; Fungi; Basidiomycota; Agaricomycetes; Boletales; Suillaceae. Bases 1 to 1050 code for a protein of 349 amino acids.
AUGAAUGGGGGGCUCAGCACUCGCACCAAAAUCGCUGAAUACCAGCAGCGCCUGCCAAAUGAAGUUCUAUCCCACAUUUUCCAUGAAGCACUCCCGCCGUUGCAUGAUAUGGCGCCUUGUUUUGACCGCCUUGACGACCUGUCGCUUUCAUCAAGCCUGCUUGAAGCUCCCCUAUUGUUGACCAAAAUCUGUCGACAAUGGAGAGAUGUUGCCGUGGGGAUGCCUAGCUUGUGGUGCAGGCUGUUAGUGAUAAUAGAAUGCGGAGACUGGCAGCGACGUGCUGUCUUCUACGACACAUGGCUCAAGCGUUCCCAAGGACGUCCAGUCUCAUUGGCCCUCCUGUGGCCCGACUUCACCAGCGACUCGGCCAAGUUACGAAACCUUCUGCAGCCUUAUAUUCAUCAGAUCACAUCUCUCACUGUCGACUUCUACGAUUCCCCGCUGCCAAUUACACCUAAUUUGUUCACAGGCUUCAUAGCCGUCGAGCAGUUGUCUGUACGCAUUGCUGAUGAUAUGGAUGACGAGGUUUCAACAUGUAUUGCAUGCUCUGCAUCUCAACUACCUGCUCUGCGCAGUUUCGAUUUCGAGGCAUCAUAUCGAUUAGGCCUUGGUGACUUGGAGUCUUUUGAUCCCAUGUGGAGAUCUCUAACGAAAGUUUCGCUUGAUGCAAGUACCCAUGACUCCGUUCUGUACUUGCUCCAGGUAGCUCCCGACCUCUCCUCAUUGACGAUUGACACAUACCUAGGGGACGAGGAAAACUUGAAGCCUUUCAUGCACGCCAAACUUCGAUUCUUAUGUCUUUAUGUAGACACGUUAUCUGACCUGCUCGACGCUCUCUCACUCCCCAGUCUACGCACGCUGGAAGUUCAUGGCUUGUCAACCUGGCCUCACGAUGCAUUCAAGGCAUUCCUGGUACGGUCGGGGUGCUCGCUGGAGAGCCUGAUUGUUGGCAGCGCAGUAGCCAUAGCUGAUGAGCAGAGAGCAGAAUACAUCGGCCUUUCCCCCUCCCUCCAAUUUCCAGGGCCAUACGAUAUAGAUUUUGAAAUGUGA